CGUAAUUUCACCGUACAUAACCCUUACUUUCCAAGAUUCCACAUAUUUGAAACAUUCAUCAAUGAAACAAUGAAAAGCCUCCAACAAUUGGUUUAUUUAAAUAAUUAAAGUCAAAUUCCUUGAGUUCAUCCCAAAGUGCCUAUAAAUACCUAACAUCAUAACAUCUUAAUCACAAUAUUUUGAGUAUUUCACUUCCUUAUUUACGUAGCAUAAUAUCGUAUCCAUGAAACGGCAAAGAGACGAAAGAGUAGAGAACAUAGAUUUAGCAAAUUGUCUAAUUCUACUCUCUCAUCCCAAACAAACCAAACCAAAGAAACAUUUUGGUUGUGUUGAAUUUGAAUGCACCACAUGCAACCGUAAGUUCUCUUCAUUUCAAGCCCUAGGUGGCCAUAGGGCUAGUCACAAUAAACCCAAAAUAGAUGCCACAAAACUCAAACUACAGGUACAAAAUUUGAGUUUAUUGAAUAAGUCCAAAAUGCAUGCUUGCUAUAUUUGCGGUAAAGAAUUCUCUUUAGGCCAGGCUUUGGGAGGACAUAUGAGAAGGCACAGAGUUGGUGUCAAUGAAGAGUUUUCUUUGAUGAAGGAAAAUAAGAUUGUUGGAGAAGUUCCUAUACUGAAAAGAUCGAAUAGUAAGAGGGUUAUGUGUUUGGACUUGAAUUUAACGCCUUUGCAGAAUGACUUGAAGUUAUUGUUUGGAAAUAUGGCACCUAAAGUUGAUUCUUUUGUCUGAUUAACUUUUUGUCUUGAUACUUUGUUUUGUAGUUUGAAUAUAUGUAAUUUUUUCAAUUCUUUGUUGUAAAAUUUAUUUUCUUUUCUUUUUUAAAAGUGUUUAUAAAUAGGAAAAUGAUAUUUUUCUGCGUA
Molecule: messenger RNA, 861 nt
Organism: Lathyrus oleraceus (garden pea)
Lineage: Eukaryota; Viridiplantae; Streptophyta; Magnoliopsida; Fabales; Fabaceae
Product: zinc finger protein ZAT11
Exons: 1
Coding region: 224-730 (168 amino acids)
Biological process (GO): response to chitin; response to stress
Source: RefSeq, a predicted model, not a curated record